Messenger RNA from Temnothorax curvispinosus, 1020 nucleotides. Its product is annotated as TM2 domain-containing protein CG10795-like. Lineage: Eukaryota; Metazoa; Arthropoda; Insecta; Hymenoptera; Formicidae. The record is from RefSeq and is a predicted model, not a curated record. The transcript is spliced from 3 exons. Bases 155 to 712 code for a protein of 185 amino acids.
AGCCCGACAGUCGGGCAGUCUCCGAUUCUCCGACUCCGACUGACGUUUCAAAACACGAGGAUGCAAACGUCGUCGUCCGUCGUCUCGUGAUCGUGGGAAGCGACGGGCAAUGUCGCGGUGGUUGCCGGAGUAACGUCGCGUAAAAUGAGACGGCAUGUCCCGUUCGGCGCGACUCCUUAGCGGGCUGCUCGUCCUCCUCCCGGUGAUCGCGCUGUCCGAUGGCGCGGACACGUACGAGGUCGACUGCAAUAACCUACGAAUGGGGCAAUACAUCUGUCCUCAUCCCGAUUAUGAUUUCAUAGAUCCGAAGACGCAGCAGCCGCGCGGCUGCACCAAGGAGAACAAGGCCAAAGUGCUGUGUCUAGCUGCCGAUCGCCUCAUCUGCAUAGAAACGAAGAAUAACACGUUCAAGAAGGAUAUACCAUGCAAAUGGACAAAUGGAUAUUCCUUUGAGACGUCGUUGCUGCUGUCGAUAUUUCUCGGUAUGUUCGGCGCGGAUCGAUUUUACCUCGGAUAUCCCGCCCUGGGCCUGCUCAAGCUAAGCACGCUGGGAUUUCUCUUCCUUGGCCAGUUCGCCGACGUGAUUCUGAUAGCCACGCAAAUCGUAGGGCCGGCGGACGGUUCGCACUACGUGAUGCCAUAUUACGGUGCCGGAAUAAACAUCAUAAGGAGCAACAAUUUUACGUACAGAGUGCCACAAUACGACUGCUGAGAGAAACCGGCAUACCCGAAGCGCAUGAAUGACGACUUCUCUAAAAAAUAUAUAUAUAUAAUUGUAUAAUAGCUUCUGCUUCUGUCGCGAGCAACGAUGUAUAAAUCCUAGAGUGGAGUCCUAUUUCGUUUUAUAUAUAUUUCAAUGUAAAUUAAUCUUUGUAUUCUAUUCUAAUAGAUAAGCCGAACGUGUUAACUUGUAGAUAUUCGUCUCUCUCAACGAAAAAUACUGUAUAUAUAAAGAUUUACUACUGAUUUACGUAUUGUCAAUUGAUAUAAUUAAAUAAUAAACUUUGUUUUUAUUUCUAA